AUUCAACGGUUUAUUGUGUUCAGAUUAAAGGAGGGCUGAACUGUAGAAAUUUGAGAGUUGAGGUAUGGUCUCGGGUGUCACCUUCCGAGGUACCCAUGAGGACUUGAUGAAGACUCAACACAUCGAGACAAGUGUCGAGCCAUCAGUCAGACUCACGGCCUCAACUCAAAACUCUAGAGCGAACAGGGCACCAUGUCUCUUGCACGCAAAUCCCCGAGGAGGAGAUCCAGGAAGAGAGGCGGACCGCUGGUGUCCAAUCUCAUCCUGAACGCCAUCUCCUCUUACGGGGGUCCGGGCGGCAUGACCCUAAUCGGCCUCAAGAGGGUCCUUAAAGCCAAUGGCUACGACGUGGUGCGCAACAAAGGACGGAUCCGCCUCGCGCUGCGCCGGCUGGUGGCCAGAAAGUACGUCGUGCGCGGCAGGGGCGCCGGGGGACGCGGAGUCUUCCGCAUCAAUCGCUACAGAGUGAGGAGACGCAGGAGAAGCAGGAGGAGGAGGAGGCGGAGAGUGGGAAGGAGACGGAGGAGACGAAGAAGGCGAUACAGGGGGAGGAGGAGGAGAAGGAGGAGGAGAAGGAGAAGGAGGAGAAGGAGGAGGAGGGGCCGAAGCAGGAGGAGACGAAGGAGGGAUGAAAUACCCAACAUUUGA
Messenger RNA from Hippocampus comes (tiger tail seahorse), 648 nucleotides. RefSeq names its product protamine-like. Lineage: Eukaryota; Metazoa; Chordata; Actinopteri; Syngnathiformes; Syngnathidae. Gene Ontology annotation, biological process: nucleosome assembly. Gene Ontology annotation, cellular component: nucleosome. The transcript is spliced from 2 exons. Gene Ontology annotation, molecular function: DNA binding. Bases 193 to 648 code for a protein of 151 amino acids. The record is from RefSeq and is a predicted model, not a curated record.